Molecule: messenger RNA, 1287 nt
Organism: Aspergillus heteromorphus CBS 117.55
Lineage: Eukaryota; Fungi; Ascomycota; Eurotiomycetes; Eurotiales; Aspergillaceae
Product: lipase
Exons: 2
Coding region: 161-1183 (340 amino acids)
Molecular function (GO): hydrolase activity
Source: RefSeq, a predicted model, not a curated record
CCACACCUCCUUGCGUCUGCGAUGAGACCUCGAUGUAACCGCGCGAUAUUACCCUCAGAGAAAACCCGGAUACAAAAUACUAAGCCAAAGUCCCCUUCUACAGUUUUCAUCGCGAGAAACGUUGCCUGCAGUUUGGGAAAACAACGUCCGAAUGAACGCCAUGCCGAUUCCGAUCCCCGUGCCGCCGUACCCCCUCCACCCCUCGGUGCUGGACAAGCUCGAUCCGGAAUACGUCGCUUUCUACAACCAACAUGUGAUCGACAAGCAGCAGGUGCAUUUACAGCCGAUCGAAGAUUCACGAUCAAGCGGUGUUCUUAUCCCCGGUGGAGGCCCUCUGGUUUCCGUGGGCAGGACCUUCGAUCUGAGUAUCGCGCGGCAGGUCUCCGAGGGCCCUGAGAUUCCGUUGCGCGUGUUCGUCCCUGACGAGGAGACGCCGGAAGAUGGAUGGCCGGUGAUGCUUUACUUCCAUGGGGGUGGAUGGGUGCUGGGGAAUAUCGACACCGAGAAUCCUGUCUGUACGAACCUGUGCGCGAGGGGUCGCUGUGUGGUGUUGACGGUUGAUUAUCGUCUUGCGCCUGAACAUCCCUGGCCCGCGGCCGUCCACGACUGCUGGGAAUCCCUCCUCUGGCUCAUCUCUGAGGGACCCCACCGUCUCCCGAUUGAUAUCAGAAGCAUUGCUACCGGGGGCUCAUCAGCAGGCGGGAACCUUGCCUGCAUUAUCACUCAUAAAGCCAUGACUCUUUCACCGCCAGUCCGCUUCAAGGCCCAGUUGCUUUCUGUGCCCGUGACGGAUAACACCGCCACCGUGGCGACGAACCGCGCCUACCGUGACUACCAGUAUACGCCUGCUCUCCCGGCGGCCAAGAUGCUCUGGUAUCGCAAUCAUUAUCUGCCAAAUACGGCGGACUGGGGAAAUCCGGAGGCCAGUCCGUUGUUCUACACCGGGGACUGGUCCGCCCUGCCGAGGGCGUUGGUCAUGGUGGGUGAACUGGAUGUGCUCCGGACAGAGGGAGAGGAGUACGCCGAGAAGCUGAAGCAGGCGGGCGUGAAGGUGGACUUGCAGGUCAUGAAAGGCAUGCCGCAUCCGUUUCUGGCUAUGGAUGCGGUAUUAAAAGAGGGGAAGAGGUCUAUUACUCUGAUGUGUGACCUGUUGGAAGAAGUAUUCUGGCCGGUAGAUCGAUAGCUUAUCUUGUGUAGUUAGACGGUGCUUGCCUUUCAGAUAGAUUUUCAUCCUGCGAACUCAUGCUUGGCCUGCCCUCUUGCCUGUCCGCGCUACAUGAACAUGUG